CCAAAGUUUAGUUCCUCAAUCGGCCUAUAUAUAUACCCACUAAUAUGCAAUGAUUUCUCCACCCAGAAAAUUUAUAUACAGAGAGAGAGGAGAGAGAGAGAAAAAGAGAGGAGAGAGAGAGAAAGAGAGAGAGAGAGAGAGAUGGGGAGAAAACCAUCCGGUGAUACAGACGGGCUAAAAAGAGGAGCAUGGUGUGCUGAGGAAGAUGAAGUCCUUACUGACUACGUCAAAACACAUGGAGAAGGACAAUGGAGACAUGUUGCUAAAAAAGCUGGGUUGAAUCGAAGUGGGAAGAGUUGCAGACUGCGAUGGUUGAAUUAUCUUAAACCAGGUGUUAAGAGAGGCAACAUUUCUCCGGAAGAAGAAGACCUCAUUAUCAGAUUGCACAAGCUUCUUGGAAACAGGUGGUCUCUCAUAGCCGGAAGAUUGCCUGGUCGAACAGAUAAUGAAAUCAAGAAUUUCUGGAAUAUCAGUUUGAGCAAGAGAAUUCAAGAAGAAAGACCUCAACGUAUAAUUAAUAACAAGCAAGCGCCUAAUGCUGGCGAUAGUCAUCAUCAACGUGGUAAUUAUUGUUCUAAUCCUUCCAAAGAUGAAGAUGGUCAAUCCAAUCCAGUGAAAUCCAAUCCGGUGGCACUAUCAGACAUCUCAGAUGAUCGUGAUCAGAAUUCGUCGUUGAGUUUUCUAAGAGAUUUCGACAGUUACAUCCAUGGCCUUUCACACGAGGCCGAAAUCAAUGGAUUUGGAAAUUAUGUGGUGGAUGAUUCGAACUUUGUUGGACAUGGUAAUGGAACCAAGUGUGAGGAUUUAGUACUAAGGGAGGAUGCAGAAGCCGCAAAGUGGAAAAAUGUGGGUGCUACCAGUGAUCACUUGUUAUUUCAACCAAACCACGAAGAUGUAGACCUCUAUGCAAUUUCAGCUUUUCUCAAUUCACAAGAUGGCUAUCAUCAGUGGGUUAAUUAAGAUUAAUCAAACCCUUAUCGCCAGUCCAAUUUUGCCUACUCCAUCUUGCUACAAUUUCCUUCUUAAUUACUUAAAUAAGUUUGGUAUGCAUUUCAAAUUCACAAAAAUACGGGGAAAACGUUGUAUAAAAAGGGGUGUGGAUGUCAUUUUUGAAGUGCCAAUAACUGCAUAUUUAUUGUAUACUUAAUGUCCAAAUAAAGGUUCAUUCGUAUGUAACUCAACUUUACCUUUACUAAACAUCAAUAUCCAUUAUUCACUAGUAUAGA
This is a messenger RNA of Malus domestica (apple), 1226 nucleotides long. Its product is annotated as transcription factor WER-like. NCBI's taxonomy places the organism in Eukaryota, Viridiplantae, Streptophyta, Magnoliopsida, Rosales, Rosaceae. The record is from RefSeq and is a predicted model, not a curated record.